Molecule: messenger RNA, 2126 nt
Organism: Camelina sativa (false flax)
Lineage: Eukaryota; Viridiplantae; Streptophyta; Magnoliopsida; Brassicales; Brassicaceae
Product: threonine dehydratase biosynthetic, chloroplastic
Biological process (GO): L-threonine catabolic process; L-serine catabolic process
Molecular function (GO): L-serine ammonia-lyase activity; pyridoxal phosphate binding; threonine deaminase activity
Source: RefSeq, a predicted model, not a curated record
UUGUUGUUCUUACAAGAGCCGCCACUUAGCUCGCUCUCUCUGUAUCUCUUUCUCUCUUUCAAUAAACCCAGAGCCGCCAUGGAUUCCGUCCGGCUUCCAACGGCUCCAUCCUCUCUCCGUAGCCACAUUCCCCUGCCUUCAAAACCAGUGAUCGGAGUCACUCACUUCUCUCGAUCUCGUAUCCCAGUCGCUGUUUUGUCCCGAGACGACACAUCUAUGGCUCCACCGCCUCCAAUGUCUCCUCUGCCACGUCUCAAGGUCUCUCCGAACUCGUUGCAGUACCCUGCCGGUUACCUCGGUGCUGUACCAGAACGUACGAACGAUCCUCAAGACGGAAACAUCGCUGAAGCUAUGGAGUAUUUGACGAAUAUACUGUCUACUAAGGUUUACGACGUCGCCAUUGAGUCACCACUCCAACUUGCUAAGAAGCUUUCUAAGAGAUUAGGUGUUAAAAUGCUUCUUAAAAGAGAAGACUUGCAACCUGUUUUCUCGUUUAAGCUUCGUGGAGCUUACAAUAUGAUGGUGAAACUACCAGCAGAUCAGUUGGCAAAAGGAGUUAUCUGCUCCUCAGCUGGAAACCAUGCUCAAGGAGUUGCGUUAUCUGCUAGGAAACUUGGCUGCUCUGCUGUGAUUUAUAUGCCUGAAACAACCCCAGAGAUCAAGUGGAAAUCUGUUGAGGAGUUGGGAGCAACGGUUGUUCGUAAGGGUGAUACGUAUGAUGAUGCACAAGCACAUGCUAAGGAACGAGCUUUAGCAGAGGGUUUAACGUUUAUACCUCCUUUUGAUCACCCUGAUGUUAUUGCUGGACAAGGGACUAUUGGGAUGGAGAUCACUCGUCAAGCUAAGGGUCCAUUGCAUGCUAUAUUUGUGCCAGUUGGUGGUGGUGGUUUAAUAGCUGGUAUUGCUGCUUAUGUCAAGAGGGUUGCUCCCGAGGUGAAGAUCAUUGGUGUAGAACCAGCUGAUGCAAAUGCAAUGGCGUUGUCGCUGCAUCACGGUGAGAGGGUGAUAUUGGACAAGGUUGGGGGUUUUGCAGAUGGUGUUGCAGUUAAAGAAGUUGGUGAAGAGACUUUUCGUAUAAGCAGAAAUCUAAUGGAUGGUGUUGUUCUUGUCACUCGUGAUGCUAUUUGUGCAUCAAUAAAGGAUAUGUUUGAGGAGAAACGGAACAUAUUGGAACCAGCAGGGGCUCUCGCGCUCGCUGGAGCUGAGGCAUACUGUAAAUAUUAUGGCCUAAAGGACGUGAAUGUCGUAGCCAUAACCAGUGGUGCAAACAUGAACUUUGACAAGCUAAGGAUUGUGACAGAACUCGCAAAUGUCGGAAGGCAACAGGAGGCUGUUCUUGCUACUCUCCUACCGGAAAAACCUGGAAGCUUUAAGCAAUUCUGUGAACUGGUUGGACCAGUGAACAUAACCGAGUUCAAAUAUAGAUGUAGCACAGAAAAGGAGGCUGUUGUAUUAUACAGUGUUGGAGUUCACACAGCCGAUGAGCUCAAAGCACUACAGAAUAGAAUGGAAUGCUCUCAACUUAAAACAGUCAAUCUCACAACCAGUGACUUAGUGAAAGAUCACCUGCGUUACUUGAUGGGUGGAAGAUCAAGUGUUGAAGACGAGGUUCUAUGCCGGUUCACCUUUCCCGAGAGACCUGGUGCUCUAAUGAACUUCUUGGACUCUUUGAGUCCACGGUGGAACAUCAGCCUUUUCCAUUACCGUGGACAGGGUGAGACGGGCGCGAAUGUGCUGGUGGGGAUCCAAGUGCCCGAGCAAGAAAUGGAGGAAUUUAAAGACCGAGCGAACACUCUUGGAUAUGAGUACUUGUUGGUAAGUGAUGACGACUAUUUUCAGCUUCUGAUGCACUGAGUUAGAAGCUGUGAUGGAUAACCUAAGAAGAAGAAGAAGCCAACAGAGUCUUCCUCCUGAUUAGGUUGUUCUUGAGCUACUUUUGUCUGUUUUCACUCGUGUCUGUCUGUUUAGUCCGGGCCUCUGUCACCGUAGUAGUUGAGUGAGUAACGUUUAUAUUAUUUGCUACGACCUCUCAUCCCUAUGUAUAACUCUGUAGACCUUAACUGGUAUACCUUUCGGUUUCACCAAGUAAUUUGUGGCUAGCCUCCCAAUAAAAUAAAUUAGUAGUU